GAGAACCGCAAUAAGCCCAGUGCCUAUAUAGUACAUCGCAUUGCGUCUGCUGAACAGGUGUUUGAGCUCACGAAAUCUAAAUCUAAACAAACCUACGUCAAGACUACAAUAUGGUCACAAACGGCACAAAAGUUGAUCUUCCUCUGCCUGCCGCUACACGCCUCCGUCAGCUCCUCGCUGAAAAGGACAUGAUAGUCGCACCCGGAGUCUACGAUGGGUUCAGCGCCAGGAUCGCCCUAGAUGUCGGCUUCGACUGUCUAUACAUGACCGGUGCGGGCACUUGCGCCUCCAAGCUGGGCCAACCUGACCUCGGCUUCGCAACUCUGAAUGACAUGCGCGAGCAUGCCGAAAUCCUUGCGAACCUUGAUCCUACCACACCCUUGAUAGCAGACGCGGACACGGGUUACGGUGGUCCUAACAUGGUUGCCCGGACAGUUCAGCAGUACCACCGUAGCGGCGUCGCAGCAUUACAUAUCGAAGACCAGAUCCAGACGAAGCGCUGUGGACACCUUGGUGGGAAGCAGGUUGUCCCCGUUGAUAUUUUCGUAUCGAGGAUAAGAGCGGCCGUUGCAGCGAGGAAGCAGCUUGGCUCUGACCUUGUGGUGAUUGCGCGGACAGAUGCGCUUCAGACAGAUGGGUUCGACGAGGCAAUCGUGAGACUCAAAGCCGCUGUCGAGGCUGGUGCAGACGUCGCAUUCUUGGAAGGGGUCACGAGCGCCGACGAGGCCCGCGAGGUCUGCCGUUUGCUUUCUCCGACACCAGUGCUGCUCAAUAUGGUAGAAAACGGGGCCACGCCGUCUUGGACACCAGAGGAAGCGAGGGAGUUGGGGUUCAAAAUCAUUAUAUUCCCUUUUGCGGCACUGGCCCCGGCGUAUGAAGCUAUCCAUGAAACGUACGCGAGGAUCAAGAAGAGUGGGAGAACUGGAAUCAAUCCGGGGUUCACACCGAAGAAGCUGUUCACUCUCGUCGGGUUGAAGGAUGCCGCGAAGAUUGAUGAAGCCGCCGGGGGCAGUUUGUAUGGCAAGGUAUAAAACCGUGGGGGUAUUAAUGGUGCAUGUGGUCACAGUUUACAUUAAUAUUCGGUUUCUAAGGCUCAAUGUGUGAUAUAACGUUUAGUUGUACAAUGGCAAGUUCAGACACUCAUCGGGCCAGUCAAAUGUAAAUGGAUCAGCGAGAGCGAAUUGGUCGAAAUCUAUGAUGGGCUG
Molecule: messenger RNA, 1205 nt
Organism: Aspergillus calidoustus
Lineage: Eukaryota; Fungi; Ascomycota; Eurotiomycetes; Eurotiales; Aspergillaceae
Source: the annotation of a GenBank genome assembly